Gossypium raimondii (Peruvian cotton) is the source of this 1753-nucleotide messenger RNA. RefSeq lists its product as uncharacterized. The coding region runs from base 85 to 1422 and encodes 445 amino acids. Gene Ontology annotation, cellular component: cytoplasm; nucleus. Gene Ontology annotation, biological process: mRNA pseudouridine synthesis; tRNA pseudouridine synthesis. The transcript is spliced from 15 exons. The record is from RefSeq and is a predicted model, not a curated record. Lineage: Eukaryota; Viridiplantae; Streptophyta; Magnoliopsida; Malvales; Malvaceae. Gene Ontology annotation, molecular function: RNA binding; pseudouridine synthase activity.
UGUAAUUCACUUAGAACAAAAUAUCUAUUGAGGGAGAAAUAAACGGAGCAAAACAGCAACGAUCCAGCGGCGGGUAUUUUGAAAAUGUUAAACGGAAUAAGCGAGUCCGGCAGUGAUGUCGUGGGUAGCUUCAUAUCCCAACUACAGGCUCUCCAAAAUAGAGUGAAGGAAUUAGAGGCUGAGAAUUCAAAGCUAUCUUCUCAAAUCUCCAAAUGUUGUUGCCAUAAGACAGAGGAGAUGCAAAAUGGUUCUGAUGUUGAAAGCUUUAAACAGGGUGUGGAAAGUCAGAGAAAAAACGCUGGAGGUGAUAAGACCAGAAAAAAGAAAACAAUAGAAAGAAAUCCAGGUUAUGAUUUGAAAAUUAUGACUCACCAUUCCAAGAGAUAUGUUGCUUUAAAAGUCAUGUAUUUUGGUCAGAGGUUUUAUGGUUUUGCUUCAGAAGCACAAAUGGAUCCCACUGUUGAGUCUGAAAUUUUCAAAGCACUUGAGAAAACAAGGCUUUUAGUUGGUGACAAGAAGGAAUCACAGUACUCAAGGUGUGGCAGAACAGAUAAGGGGGUGUCCUCUGUUGGCCAAGUGAUUGCAUUGUUUUUAAGGUCAAACCUCAAAGAAACUGAUGGAAACCACAAAAUUUCAGGAGAAUUAAUUCCUGAGGCACAAAUUGAAGGAGAAAUUGAUUAUGUCAGAGUACUGAACCGAGUCCUUCCAAGUGAUAUUCGAAUUUUAGGAUGGAGUCCUGUUUCAAUUGAUUUCAGUGCAAGGUUUAGUUGUUUGGCUAGAGAAUAUAAGUACUUCUUUUGGAGAGGAAAUUUGAAUCUCUCCGCUAUGGAGAAUGCAGGAAAGAAAUUUCUUGGAGAACAUGACUUCAGAAACUUUUGUAAGAUGGAUGCAGCAAAUGUACACAACUACAGGCGUCGUAUUACACAGUUUGAAAUUUCUUCUUCUAAUAUGAGCUUUGAAGGCGGUCAGCUUUGUGCUAUUAAAGUUAAAGGUAGUGCCUUCCUGUGGCAUCAGGUGCGGUGCAUGGUUGCUGUGCUAUUUAUGAUAGGCCAAGGUCUUGAAUCAGUUGAUGUGAUAGAUAUAUUACUGGACAUUGAGAAGACACCGAGAAAACCUCAGUAUGCCAUGGCUCCAGAGACUCCAUUGAUCCUUCAAUCCUGUGAAUUCGAAGAUGUCAAGUUUAUUUGCUCCUCAGAUUCUGGGCAAGCACUUCGUAUACACUUGGAAAAUGAGGGUCGAGCAUACCUGCUUCAGUCUGCAAUUUUUCAAGAAGCUGCUCUGAGUUGCUUGCCUUUAGCAAAAGACCAGAGCUUAUUGAAUGAUGGAACAAUCAAGAAGGUCACUUCCCAUAUUUCUCUCUUGUCUCGGCCAACUGAGCCAUCAUACGAAGAACGACGUGGCAAACUGAAUUCAAGAAGAUGAAAAUGGAAAAGCAUUUUGGCUAAUCAUGUGGAGUUGAAGCCCUGCAUUGUCAACUCAGGUACCCUUCCCAGUUCACAUGGAAGUUUUGUACGUGUAUUAAUGAAAUGAGUGGAGACUUUAUAGUUUUAGUUGUCUGUACUUGUGUCAGGGAAUAUCUUAUUUUACAGAUGAGUGAAUUUUGGUCGUUAUAUAGCUUUUCCUAUUGAGUUAUUUUAUCGAAUAAGCGUGCAUGUAUGCAUAUACACGCUCGUGUUUAGAUGCAUGUGUACUCAACGUCUUCAAUUGAUCAUUAUCUUAAUAGAUUUACCUUGGCUCCAUAACCAUUGAAAUA